GAAGGUGGGGAGUCAGCGAGCGAAGAGAAUUGACAUUCGAGGUCAUUUCCUCUUCGGACAAAUGAGACAAAGCUGCAAAUUUCACGUCUAAACCGAGCAAAGGAACAAUGGAAAGGAAAAUGAAGAAGACGUUUAUUUGCAACGAGUCAAUGAUCAUCACCAUCCCAAUCGGAAGCCUGAAGAACAUUCGGGAGGGUCAGCUGAUGCCGGAGAACUUCCACUGUGUGUUCAGGGACAACUUCAAGGUGUUUGUCGUUCGAGGGAAGCCAAAACCUCUGGGGGCAGCUCAAGCAAUUGCUGGUGUGUUUAUUUUCGCUCUUGGGUGGAUUUUGCCAUCAAUGGGGAUCUACAAUUUCACUCUUCCAAGUGUUUUGUUCUUGAUCUCUGGCAUGGUGUCCUUUGCUGCAGGGAAAUGUCCAAACAUGCAUGUGACCAAGCUGUCAUUCUCCCUGAACAUCUUCAGCUUCUUCUGGUCACUGGUGGCUUUUGGUUUCUGCGUGAACAUCUUUAAUUCACGUCAUCCAUUUGACCCGCACGUGUUUAAUUCACCUCCUCAACUUGACCCGCAUCAUUGGAGGAUAGCUUAUGGAAUUAUUGGCCUGGUUAUAACUCUGCUGGUGUUUGAAUGCAUGAUGGCGCUCUUCUUGAUCUACUGGCUGAGUAAAGCUGUGUGCAGAGAACAUUUCAACACCUUGCCCAUCAUACUGCUGAAGCAGGAGGACUGAAUGACGAACACAGAGCAGAACCAGAAAUAAUCAACUCCUGUGUACGUUUUUAUUUUGCUGCCUUAAACUUUCUUUGUUUCUUUGUUUUUUUGUUGCUCAAAGGCAAAUAACAGGAAAGUCUGUUUAAAAGAAGAUAAGGUGUAUUCCAAUACAUCACUGCUAAUAAUCGCAGUACGCUUUAGAAAGCAUGCUUCUGUAAAGUUCCUUUUGUAUUUCAAUUCAUGGGGUAAAAUUAUGGAACAAGUUAAAUGAGGAGUUAAAGUCAAAAUUUAAUACAAUGUAAAAGGAAAAAUAUAAGGAGGUUAUUUUCACAAGAUAUAGAAAUAUGGGUGACAGUUAGCAGAAUGUGUAUAUGUAAACUGAGGCUAACGCAUUUGAGUGUGUGUGGGUGUAUGGAUGUAUAUAUUUGAUCAUAUGUAUAUCCAGAAAAAAUGGAAAAUGAAUUAACCUACGUUUACUUUUUUUAAAUGUCUUUUAUUUGAUUUUAUAAUGAGGGUGAUUUUAUAAUGUGUUAUGAGUUUGUGGGGUAAGAGUUCAAGUUUCUUACUUCUUCCUACAACUUUUUGAGCAUGUUAAGAUUAUCGUGGUGCAAAAAUGUAUGUAUCUUUUGCAUUCCUUGUUCUUGUGUGUGAUUUUAUACUUCUAUCAGGUUUGAAAUAAAUAAUUUUCACUUA
Xiphophorus hellerii (green swordtail) is the source of this 1399-nucleotide messenger RNA. RefSeq lists its product as uncharacterized. The transcript has 7 exons. Gene Ontology annotation, cellular component: membrane. NCBI's taxonomy places the organism in Eukaryota, Metazoa, Chordata, Actinopteri, Cyprinodontiformes, Poeciliidae. The record is from RefSeq and is a predicted model, not a curated record. Bases 108 to 725 code for a protein of 205 amino acids.